AUGAAACGGAACCUUGAAGAUUUCAUCUACAGUGCCUUAUCCUCCUCCGAAUUAGUCUCCGUCAGGAUGAGGUUAGACGAUCCUAACCCCGACUCUCCUUCUUCCACUGCAACCCUAAAUUCAUUACCUGUCGAGAAGAAGAAGAGAGAAGGUAGGCCCAAUAAGCGAUCGGAGCAUUUAGUGGGUAAUCACGUUAAAACUCGAGCGGCUGCAGCUAGGGAAGCGACGGCGGUUGGUGUUGAGCCGAAGCAACAAAAGAAGCCGCGGCUGCCGACUAAGAAGAAAAAAGAGGGUUUAGCAAAAAAGCCGGUGGUUGUCAUUUCUGAAGCAGAGGAGGAUAAAAAGCGAACAGAGGAAACAGGAGAAGAGACAUUCAAAGGAGCAAUGGCAGAUGGAAGCGGUGGCUUGAGCGCUAACAAGGUUACAGGCCAGGAAGAAGAAGGGAAUACCGCCCCUUUUCCUGAAAGGGUUCAAGUAGGUGGAUCACCUCAAUAUAAGGUCGAAAGAAAAUUAGGGAAAGGUGGAUUUGGUCAGGUAUUUGUUGGUCGUCGUGUAUCUGGUGGAACUGAUCGCAUAUCAGGUCCUGGUGCUACAGAGGUAGCUCUUAAGUUUGAGCAUAGAAACAGCAAAGGCUGCAGUUAUGGUCCUCCAUACGAGUGGCAAGUUUACAAUACUCUGGGUGGGAGUCAUGGAGUGCCUAAAGUUCAUUAUAAAGGAAAACAAGGAGAUUACUAUGUUAUGGUCAUGGACAUGUUGGUGCCUAGUUUGUGGGAUGUUUGGAAUUCUUCUGGACAAACUUAUGUGCAUGGAGAUGUAAAGCUAGAGAAUUUUUUACUUGGUCAACCAUCAACAGCUCAAGAGAAGAAACUAUUUCUUGUUGACUUAGGGCUAGCAACAAAGUGGAGAGAAAGUAUAAAUGGUCAACAUGUUGACUACGAUCAAAGGCCUGACAUGUUUAGGGGAACAGUUAGAUAUGCUAGUGUGCAUGCAUAUUUAGGAAGAACAGCAAGUAGAAGAGAUGAUUUAGAAUCUCUUGCAUAUACACUUUUUUAUUUAAUUACGAUAUCUGUUGAUCAGGGGGGAAUUCUUAACAUUUAUGUGUCUCUGAGACAUUGA
This is a messenger RNA of Lactuca virosa, 1116 nucleotides long. The record is from the annotation of a GenBank genome assembly. Lineage: Eukaryota; Viridiplantae; Streptophyta; Magnoliopsida; Asterales; Asteraceae.